This is a messenger RNA of Kluyveromyces lactis, 2226 nucleotides long. It is a transcript of the gene PMT2, whose product is annotated as dolichyl-phosphate-mannose-protein mannosyltransferase PMT2. Bases 1 to 2226 code for a protein of 741 amino acids. Gene Ontology annotation, molecular function: dolichyl-phosphate-mannose-protein mannosyltransferase activity. The transcript has a single exon. Gene Ontology annotation, cellular component: membrane; endoplasmic reticulum. Lineage: Eukaryota; Fungi; Ascomycota; Saccharomycetes; Saccharomycetales; Saccharomycetaceae. The record is from RefSeq and is a predicted model, not a curated record. Gene Ontology annotation, biological process: protein O-linked glycosylation via mannose.
AUGUCAGCAUCAUUAUCUGGAGACGAGUUGCAGAGCAGCUUGAGACACAGAGGCAAAGAUGUUGUUGAGGAAGUUGAAGUUUUGCCUGAAGCUGAAGAUCUUUCAAAGCAGAAGCAUGUCAACGAAAGUCCAUUGUUGAAACUGGAGUCAAUUUUGAUGCCAAUUAUCUUUACAGGUCUUGCCUUUUUCAUCAGAAUGUACAAGAUCGGCGCUAAUGACCAUGUUGUUUGGGAUGAGGCACAUUUCGGUAAGUUUGGAUCUUACUAUUUAAGACACGAAUUCUAUCAUGAUGUGCAUCCACCACUGGGUAAGAUGUUGGUCGGUUUUUCCGGUUACUUGGCCGGUUACAACGGUUCAUGGGAUUUCCCGUCUGGUGAGCAAUACCCAGAGUACAUUGAUUUUGUCAAGAUGAGAUUAUUCAAUGCUCUGUUUUCUGCAUUAUGUGUUCCAGUUGCUUAUUUCACUGCUAAGUCAAUUGGCUUCUCGUUACCAACCGUUUGGUUGUUUACUACCUUAGUUUUAUUUGAAAACUCUUACACCACGCUAGGCAGAUUUAUUCUAUUAGAUUCGAUGCUUUUGUUCUUCACUGUAUUGUCCAUGUUUUGUUUCGUGAAGUUCCACAACGUUAGAUCUAAACCGUUCACUAAAAAGUGGUGGAAAUGGUUAUUCUACACUGGGUUCUCUCUUGGUUGUACCAUCUCUGUUAAGAUGGUCGGUCUGUUGAUCAUUACUAUGGUGGGUAUCUACACAGUGGUUGAUCUAUGGAACAUGUUGGCAGAUACUAAGAUGUCAAAAAAGGUAUACGCUGCUCACUGGGCUUCCAGAUUUGUGUUUUUAAUCUUGGUUCCAUUUGCCGUAUUUUUAGCAUGUUUCAAGAUCCAUUUCGAUCUUUUGUCCCAUUCUGGUACUGGUGAUGCUAAUAUGCCAUCCUUGUUCCAAGCAAACUUGAUUGGUUCCGAUGUUGGUGAAGGGCCACGUGACGUCGCUUUAGGUUCAUCUGAAAUUACUAUCAAGAACCAGGCCCUAGGAGGUGGUCUAUUGCACUCUCAUAUCCAGACCUAUCCAGAAGGUUCUCAGCAACAACAAGUUACCACAUAUGGCCACAAAGAUAGUAAUAACGUCUGGACGUUUGACAGACAAAGAUUCAGCGCACCAUAUGACAAAAACGAAACAGAAACUGAGUUUGUCACCGAUGGUGCUAGAUACCGUUUAGUUCAUCUCAACACAGGAAGAAAUUUACACACCCAUCCUCAUAGAGCCCCUGUUCAAGCCAAUGCUUGGGAAGUUUCCGGUUACGGUGAUGCUAAGGUUGGUGAUCCAAAGGAUGACUGGAUCAUCGAAAUCGUUGACCAAAAGGGUCCUGAAGACGAAACAAAAUUACAUCCAUUGACUUCUUCUUUCAGAUUGAAAAAUGCGGAAAUGGGUUGCUACCUAUCUCAAACAGGAAACACUUUGCCACAAUGGGGUUUUAGACAAAAUGAAGUCGCUUGUGUUAAGAAUCCUUUCAAGAGAGACAAGAGAACUUGGUGGAAUAUUGAAACGAACGUCAACGAAAAAUUACCUCCAAGACCUGAAAACUUCAAAUACCCAAAGACUAGUUUCAUCAAAGAUUUUAUUCAUCUGAACUUGGCUAUGAUGGCUACCAACAACGCAUUGGUUCCAAAUGCUGAAAAGUUGGACAAAUUAGCAUCUUCCGCUUGGCAAUGGCCAACUCUAAAUGUCGGUAUCAGACUUUGUGGAUGGGGUGAACAGAACAUCAAAUAUUUCUUAAUUGGUUCACCAGCUUCUACCUGGCCAUCUACUAUCGCCGUUCUAGCAUUUAUGGUUUUGGUUGCCGUGUACUUGAUUAGAUGGCAACGUCAAUACUCUGACCUAACAAAUCCAGAAGAUAUUAAUUUAUUCUUGAUGGGUGGUAUCUAUCCAUUGUUGGCUUGGGGCUUGCACUUUGUUCCAUUUAUUAUCAUGAGUAGAGUUACUUACGUCCACCAUUACUUGCCAGCAUUAUACUUCGCUUUAUUAGUGUUGGCAUACUUGUUCGAAAUCUCGAUGAAGAAAUGGAACAAAUCUAAGUGCGGAAAGGUAAUGAGAUACACCAUUUAUGGCUCAUACAUGGCUAUCGUAAUUUAUGGCUUCUACUACUUUGCCCCAAUUUCUUUCGGUAUGUCCGGUCCAAGCACCGAUUACGAAUACCUAAACUGGUUAUCAACCUGGACUAUCUCAGAUUGA